GAAACCGGGAGGGAGCGAAGGAGAAAGGAAAGCUGCCGGAGGGCGGGAGUGGAAAGGACCCUGGCGAGCGCCGGGAGGAGCGGCGGCUGCGAGACUGGCUGCCGGGCAGGCACAGGGACAGGUACCUGGAGAAGUACUGGGAGGGCGCCCAGGAGCGCUACCGGGAGAGGGUGGUGAAGCGCAGGGCCAAGAGCGCGAAGCAGGUCGGGGAGGACCGGGUCGAGGGGAAGUACCCCCUGGAGAAGAAGCCCCACUGUCUGAGGCAUCUAGGGACAGUGGAGACCGAGGAGGAGGAGGAGAAGAAGGCCUGUGGAAGGAAGACCAGCCACUUGGAAGUCCCGCAGCCUCAACUCCGGCGGCCCACAGUCAGAUUCAGUAUCUACCCAACAUCUCCACGCACGUCUCAGCGGUUCCUCCCCUGCUGCCUCUCGGGCAGCACUGCCAUUAACGAGCUGGCGAAGAUGGGGGACCCGAAUCUCCUCGAAGUGUUGGCGGAGGAAGGGAAAAUAGCCCACAAAGACAUAGACUACUCUUUCCAAAUGAGUGAGCAGAGCCUGAGCAGCAGAGAGACCAGCUUUCUCAUCAACGAAGAAACAAUGCCUGCAAAGCGAUACAAUUUGUUCCUGAGGCGGCGGCUUAUGUUUCAAAGAAAUCAGCAAAGCAAAGAUUCUAUCUUCUUUCGAGAUGGGAUUAGGCAAAUUGACUUUGUGCUUUCCUAUGUUGAUGACAUAAAGAAAGAUUCAGAGUUAAAGGCGGAAAGAAGAAAAGAGUUUGAAAAAAAUCUCAGAAAAACAGGUCUUGAGUUGGAAAUUGAAGACAAAAGGGACUCUGAAGACGGAAGAACUUAUUUUGUCAAGAUCCAUGCCCCUUGGGAGGUAUUAGUUACCUAUGCUGAAGUCUUGGGAAUCAAAAUGCCUAUUAAGGAGAGUGAUAUCCCACGCCCUAAGCACACUCCUAUAAGCUAUGUGCUUGGACCUGUAAGACUCCCACAGAAUGUGAAGUAUCCCCAUCCUGAAUAUUUUACUGCCCAAUUCAGCAGACAUCGGCAGGAGCUGUUCCUCAUUGAAGAUCAAGCAACCUUCUUUCCAUCCUCAUCAAGAAACAGAAUUGUGUACUAUAUUCUCUCAAGAUGUCCUUUCGGCAUAGAAGAUGGGAAGAAAAGGUUUGGGAUUGAAAGACUGCUAACAUCUAACACUUAUUCAUCAGCCUAUCCACUCCACGAUGGCCAAUAUUGGAAGCCAUCAGAACCUCCCAAUCCUGCUAAUGAAAGAUACAUACUUCGCAAGAAUUGGGCUCGAUUUUCCUAUUUCUACAAGGAGCAGCCUUUAGAUUUGAUUAAGAAUUAUUAUGGAGAAAAAAUUGGCAUCUAUUUUGUCUUUCUUGGAUAUUACACAGAAAUGCUGUUCUUUGCAGCUAUAGUUGGAUUAGCUUGUUUUAUUUAUGGUUUAUUAUCAAUGGAACAUAACGCAUGCAGCAUUGAAAUCUGUGACCCUGAGAUUGGUGGUCAGAUGAUCAUGUGCCCACUCUGUGAUCAAGUAUGUGAUUAUUGGAGAUUAAACAGUACGUGUUUAGCCUCGAAGUUCUCCCAUUUGUUUGAUAAUGAGUCAACAGUGUUCUUUGCAAUAUUCAUGGGAAUUUGGGUCACCUUAUUUUUGGAGUUUUGGAAACAACGACAAGCCAGACUGGAAUAUGAGUGGGACCUGGUAGACUUUGAGGAGGAACAGCAGCAGCUCCAGCUGAGACCGGAAUUUGAAGCUAUGUGUAAACACAGGAAAUUGAAUGCAGUGACUAAGGAGAUGGAACCUUACAUGCCUCUAUACACACGUAUUCCAUGGUACUUUUUUUCAGGAGCCACAGUGACAUUAUGGAUGUCUCUUGUCGUCACCAGUAUGGUAGCUGUAAUUGUGUACCGCCUGUCAGUCUUUGCCACAUUUGCUAGUUUCAUGGAAAGUGAUGCAUCCUUAAAGCAGGUCAAAAGCUUCCUUACUCCUCAGAUAGCUACAUCACUCACAGGAUCGUGCUUGAACUUUAUAGUCAUCUUGAUCUUGAAUUUCUUUUAUGAAAGGAUAUCUGCCUGGAUUACAAAAAUGGAAAUUCCUCGAACUUACCAGGAGUAUGAGAGCAGUCUAACCUUGAAAAUGUUCCUGUUUCAGUUUGUAAAUUUUUAUUCAGCCUGCUUCUACGUAGCUUUCUUUAAAGGAAAGUUUGUAGGCUAUCCUGGAAGAUACACAUAUUUAUUUAAUGAGUGGAGAGGUGAAGAGUGUGAUCCUGGAGGCUGUCUUAUAGAAUUAACAACCCAGUUGACCAUUAUAAUGACGGGGAAACAGAUUUUUGGAAACGUUAAAGAAGCCAUUUAUCCCUUGGCUUUGAAUUGGUGGAGACGCCGAAAAGCUCGGACAAACUCUGAGAAGCUGUAUAGUCGAUGGGAGCAGGAUCAUGACCUUGAAAGUUUUGGACCCCUUGGGCUUUUUUAUGAGUACUUAGAAACAGUUAUUCAAUUUGGAUUUGUUACACUAUUUGUGGCCUCUUUUCCUUUGGCUCCUCUUCUUGCUCUCAUAAAUAAUAUUGUAGAGAUUCGAGUGGAUGCCUGGAAACUUACCACUCAGUACAGGAGAACUGUAGCUUCUAAAGCUCAUAGCAUAGGUGUUUGGCAAGACAUUCUUUAUGGAAUGGCUGUCCUUUCUGUUGCAACUAAUGCUUUUAUUGUUGCAUUUACGUCGGACAUCAUUCCUCGUUUAGUUUACUAUUAUGCUUACUCAACAAAUGCCACGCAGCCUAUGAGAGGAUAUGUCAAUAACAGCCUGUCAGUAUUCCUGAUAGCUGAUUUUCCAAACCACACUGCACCCUCGGAAACACGAGACUUCAUCACUUGCAGGUACAGAGAUUACAGACAUCCUCCUGAUGAUGAGAAUAAAUAUUUUCAUAAUAUGCAAUUCUGGCAUGUCCUUGCUGCCAAGAUGACCUUCAUCAUUGUUAUGGAACAUGUUGUGUUUUUAGUUAAAUUUUUGCUGGCCUGGAUGAUACCUGAUGUUCCAAAAGAUGUUGUGGAGAGAAUCAAGCGAGAAAAGUUAAUGACUAUCAAGAUUCUCCAUGACUUUGAGCUCAACAAAUUAAAAGAGAACUUGGGAAUUAAUUCUGAUGAACUUGCCAAGCAUGUCAUGAUUGAGGAAAACAAAGCACAGCUGGCUAAAUCAACAAUCUAGUCAGCAUAAUGAGGAAGCAGCAGGUGGCUUGCCUUACUUCUUUUUCCUCUGGGUUUAGGGCCAGAGGCUAGAAGCCAUGUGUCAAUUUUCUCCUUUCUUUCUUUUUUUUUUUUUUUAAUUUAAAGUUUUUAUACACUUUUGUAGAGGCCAACUUUGUGAUGUUGGGAGUGUGCUACUUCUCUGCUUCAUUGAUUGGGCCCUCUCCAGACUAUAUUGUCUGAGGUGCUGUAAAUGACUGUUGAAAGUGCGGGUAAAAUCAAAAUACUGGGAAAUCAUGGAGUCUUGCAGUUUAGAAAACACGGGCCUUGGGCUGUCCCAUCACUUUCCAGUGCAUCUAUAUAUUUUUAUGGUCUUCUCUUGGGUUAUUUGAUACCUCUUUCCCCAUUAAGGAAAACGUUGGGGCAAAACAAAAGGAAUCAAAGAGGCUGACUGAGCCUUAUAUAUUCUCUCAUUCUAAAAUAUGAAAAGGAAUUGCCAAAAUCAGAUCACAUAAGAAAAUUCACAAAUUAAAGCAUUAACAUAUCAUAGCAGAGGUUUAUUCCUGAAAUUGUCCUGAACACAUUCAACUACCGUCAGAAUCCCAGACAGUUCUUCAUGGUAAAUACAGAAUUCAUUUUCUGGAGACUGAAAUUUUGGAUUUCAACAGAAAACUAACAAUUCAAUUCUUAGAGAUAAGUAUUUGGUAAUAAUAGUUUCAAGACUGAUCUUAUCUGGAAAACAACAUUAUGCAGCGGUUAGAUUGCUUCAGGCUCUCAAGUAAAGAUAUAAUAGAAAAGGAAGGGUGUUUCCUUAGUAGUUAAUGGGUGCAAGACAGUGUAUAUUGAUUAAUUUGUUAAUUUUAAUCUAGAAAAUUGUUAAAUUAUUCCUCAAAAAUUACUUUUCUUUUUGAAUGCCAAUUUUGCAUCAUGAAGCUUUUUUGUAUAAGUUAGGUACAAGUUGUUUAUGAUAAACAUUUUUUUGCUUUAAAAUAAUUGCGAAUCUUUAAUAAGUUUUCAGGCUUUUGUGUUCAUGUGCCACCUUAUAUGAUGCUCAGUGCCUUGUUCCAAUACCUCUGAUACACAAGAAGUCAUGUUGUUAGCGAGCGACUUGAUGUGAUGUAACAUCUUAAAUGUAAGCUUGUCUUAAAUAAAUUCUCAGUGUAACAACCACCACAGACUUGAACGCCAAAAGAGAAUCAACCAGCUAAGAAUGACUUCAUGGACUUAAUAAUCUAAGGGGGAAAGAAAUGUUUGCUGAAUUAUUUCUCUCCAAUUUAGGCCUGUGUUAUAUGCAUAAAAAUCCUUGUUCUUUUUUCACUUAAAAUAUUAAAUAUGUAUAAAUCGGUGUAUCUGCACACACACAUUAUCUAUAUAUAAAAUUAUUAGCACCAGAGCAAUACAGUCCAGUUAUGUAGUAUUUGAAAAUCUAGUUUCAAAUUAUAAUUCGCCUCCAAAAGAAUAUUGUUUUUUAAUCACACGCAUAAGAGAUUUUAUCACAAGAUUUAAAAGUAAUAUUUUGUUAUCUAAUACUAAUAAAUUGUUGUGGUACUGCCAGUAUUAAACAUAUGGCAGAUGGUAUUAACCACUGAUCAGUAGUAAGCAUUUAGAACUGAGGAUUAUGGAUUUUCUAAACUAUGAGACAGUCACCCCAGUUUGGGCGGGGACCAAUCCCCAGUACUGAUUUGUUAUCCACUGGGUAGACUUUAUAAACAUUCUUGGGUAAUUUGAAAUGAUCUCAUUAUUGAAAGAUGAUUUCAUAUGUAGAGGAGGUAAUAUUUCUUUCUUGAAAAAGCCAGUCAGGGUUACCAUGAUGUGUGCCACAGGUGCAGGAUCUUCGGCUUGCCAACUCAGAUUCUGCAUUGCUACAGCAUACAUGCACACAGCUUGUAUUGCUUCCUUCCUGGGUGCUGAUAAUAAGAAAGUGCAUGGAAAUUGGCUUCUUGAAUAUAAGCUUUAAUUUUUUAAGGCUUAAAAGUAUUCAUAGAGCUAGACUGCAUGAUAAAUAAGGACAAAUUUAAUUCACAAAGUUAUCUGUACACUGCAAUUUUAAAAUAUAUCAACUAAAGUCCUGGGUUUCUGGAAGUGUAUGGAGAAAACAGCAAGGGAAGAAAUUGUUUUUAAGAUUCCCAUGAUUGAUGGAUAUUUUCCUUUUAAAAUGUUAUUGACUGAUAUUUUGUAUUCAUGUUUAAAUUUCUUACCAAGACAUUUAUCUUCGUUUUGCAGAUUUAAAAAUAAAAUACAGGUAUUCCUCACUUUUAUGAAAGCGUGCUAACCAAAAUCAGGAGCCAAACCAAUUCAGAUAGAUUUGUCUCGUCUAAUUAAACCUAUUGGUUUUGGUGGGAGGGCUGCAUUAAAAGCACCCUACUGCCAUAUAUGAGUUGAUAGUUGCCAGCAUGGCAGAUGAUUUUAUCCGCUGACCAAACCAGUAGUUCUGUUUUGUUUUCAGAAUGUUCUCGGGAACAUUUGAGAUUUUAUGUGAAAUAAAAUUUUAAGUGCCGGAGCCAAAAAAAAAUGCUUAGCUCUUUUCAAAUCCUCGCUUUCAUCCUUACCUUCAUCAAUUUUUCUUUGCACGCAGGAAGCAAAAUCUACUUCAAAACAUUUACUUUAGAGGAAUCCAUUAAGAGGGGAGUGUUUUACUUAAAUGAAAUGCUAUCUUAUUUUUGCUGUGUCUUUUGACGCCUUCUUGGCUUUAAUGUUCUUCUUUUAACCAAGUCAUCAUGCAGGUUAUCAAAGAGGGGAAAGAUGAGGACAGAGGAAGGUGAUGGGAGAUGAGAAAGAGGAGGAGGGAGGAGAGAGUUAUUUCCUUAUGAAUCCUGUGUGUGUUUCUUUGGAAGAAAGAUCUGUUCCGAGGGAACUUGGUCCAACUGUGGUUGCUAAGAGUUCUAUCUCUUAACAAAGGCAUCUAAUGAAAGGGAGAGAAAAGCUAAAGAAAUUUCAAUGUGACAACUAUUAUGUGUGACAACUAUUAUGUGUCAAAAUAAAACUUAGAUUCCAAAGUGAUUUUGUAGUGUUGGGCGCUGUGAAUAGCUAUGGAUCUCUGUUGAUCGACUCCAGUUGAAGGUGAGAAACCUGCAUCAAUCAUUCAAAACGGGGCUCUCUCAUAUUUCUUUUAAAUUGUUAAUAGUUGUUAUGUAACCAAAGAAUUUUAUGAAGAAAAAUAAUAUUGCAAAAGGUGCAAUUAUCCAGGCUUACAAGUCAGCUACAAUGAGCCGAUAUUCUUUUUCUAGACAAAUUUUGACUCUUCUACUUUUAUGUGUAAUAAUUCCAGUAUUCUAUUUAUUUCAGCAUUAUGUGAAAAAUGAUGAGAAUGUUAACAAAAAGAGUGUGGUUUAAGUGGCGUGAGAUACCUGCUUCCAUCCCCCUCAAAGGUUUGUCUACGUAUAUCUCUCCUAUGUGUGACAUUAUGUGCCCUGGUGUUAACCUAGAAAAUAAGUGCUCCUUUUUUACAUUUUUUUUCUUCCAAGAAUUUUUACCAGGAAGAAAGGAUAUGCAGGUAUGCGGGAAAAGCUGUCUUAAGUAAUGUGUACAUAAAUCUCAAGAGAAUCAAAUUCACACAGUGAACAAAGUAAUACUUAAACUA
Molecule: messenger RNA, 6761 nt
Organism: Cebus imitator (Panamanian white-faced capuchin)
Lineage: Eukaryota; Metazoa; Chordata; Mammalia; Primates; Cebidae
Gene: ANO5
Product: anoctamin 5
Exons: 22
Coding region: 462-3203 (913 amino acids)
Biological process (GO): chloride transmembrane transport
Cellular component (GO): plasma membrane
Molecular function (GO): chloride channel activity; protein dimerization activity
Source: RefSeq, a predicted model, not a curated record